Messenger RNA from Fundulus heteroclitus (mummichog), 2421 nucleotides. RefSeq names its product sphingomyelin synthase-related protein 1. Gene Ontology annotation, molecular function: sphingomyelin synthase activity; protein binding; ceramide cholinephosphotransferase activity. The transcript has 6 exons. Gene Ontology annotation, biological process: ceramide biosynthetic process. Gene Ontology annotation, cellular component: Golgi membrane; endoplasmic reticulum membrane. Bases 120 to 1415 code for a protein of 431 amino acids. Lineage: Eukaryota; Metazoa; Chordata; Actinopteri; Cyprinodontiformes; Fundulidae. The record is from RefSeq and is a predicted model, not a curated record.
CUGUUUGGCGUUGCCUGGUUGUCCGAAACAUGUUGGCCAUGACACAAUCCUGGGAGUGGAGAAACAGGCAGAAAGUUCAUCAGCCACUUCCAGCAGCGCUGUGACUACCGACAAGCAGCAUGUCGGAGUUGGACGGCCGCGUGAGCGCCUGGAGCACGGAACAAGUGGCCCUGUGGCUUCAGAAGGAAGGUUUCGGGGAGUACGUGAAAUUGUUGUGCUCGCAGCACCGCAUCGACGGCCUCGGUCUGCUGGCUCUGACCGAAGCCGACCUGCGGGGUCCGCCGCUGAGCCUCGCCGUGCUGGGCCACAUCAAGAGGCUGACCGUGGCCCUGCGGCGCCUCCAGCGGGAGAAUAGGGCUGAGCUAGAGGAGCUGGGUCUGUGGCCGUUAGAAAGUGCCCCCGCCGGACUCUCGCUGGGUGCUCCCAGGGCCGAGUGGAGCUGCGACGGAGCCGAGAGCAGGCCGUGUAAUGGAGCAGACCGUUUGUGGAGCGGCACGGAGCUGCGGCUGAGGAGCAGCGGCGGUUUUGGAUGUGUGCCUGGGCCAGCGCUGUGUCAGACGCACCUCAACGGCAGGUUUCGGCAGCCAAUGGCGGGCAGACUGGAUCCAGAGGUCUGGAAGACCGUCCUCAGUUCCAUAUAUGUGUUCUUAGUGUGCGGACUGACCUCCUUCGUCAUGGUGAUUGUCCACGAGCGAGUCCCCGACAUGAGGACGUACCCGCCCCUCCCUGACAUAUUCCUGGACAGCGUACCCAGAAUCCCCUGGGCUUUUGUGAUGGCCGAGGCCUGUGGUCUCAUCUUGUGUUACAUGUUUUUGUUGAUCCUGCUCCUUCACAAGCACAGGUCAAUUCUCCUCAGACGGCUGUGUUCUCUGAUGGGAACAGUGUUUUUGCUUCGGUGCUGCACCAUGUUUGUCACCUCGCUCUCUGUGCCUGGGCAGCACUUGAAAUGUGCCAGCCUGUCAUAUGGUGAUACCUGGGGGAAGAUCCAGAGAGCGCUGGCUAUAUGGAGUGGGUUCGGCAUGACUCUUACAGGCGUCCAGACCUGUGGAGACUACAUGUUCAGCGGGCACACCGUGGUCAUCACUUUACUCAACUUCUUUGUCACCGAAUACACGCCAAGAAACUGGAAUCUGAUCCACACCAUCUCCUGGGUGUUAAAUCUGUUUGGGAUUUUCUUCAUCCUGGCGGCUCACGAGCACUACUCCAUCGACGUCUUCAUCGCCUUCUACAUCACCACGCGUAUCUUCCUCUAUUACCACACAUUAGCUAACACCCGCGCCUACCAGCACAGUCGCAGAGCACGCAUUUGGUUCCCCAUGUUCUCCUUCUUUGAGUGCAACGUGAAUGGACCCGUCCCCAACCAAUAUAACUGGCCCUUUGAUAAACCUGCCUUCAUGAAAGCUCUAAUUGGAUGAACGACAACAAUUGAGCUUUUGUAUCAGUGCCUCAAGCAAUAUUGCUUGUUUAUUUUAUUUAUUAUAUUAAUAUUUUGCUUCUUUUACAAAAAUAAACUAUGCAUAGCAUAAUUAUACAGUUUGGGUUGUGUACUUUAUAUAAAAAGAUGAGUAAGUUUAAACCCCUACUGUCAGUCUGCUAAAUAUGAAGCUGCAGCUAGUUAGCUUAGCAUACGGAAAAACCAAAAAUACUGACAUGGAGCUGUCUAAAAACUGGAAACCAUGUAGUUUUAGUGCUAAACACAUUUAAUCAAUCUGAACAGAAAAUGUAAAAAAACAAACUUGCGUUUCUUUAGUUAUUAGGAUAGAUUCGUCAGACUCUUGCUAGCUCCUUCAUGAUUAGAUGAGUUAGCUGCAUGUGGAUUUCAUAACAUGUUAAAUUGCUCCAUAAGAUUUAAAUUGCACAUUUUCAAAAAAGAUAAUGACUUUUAUAUUGUAGAAGCAAAGGAUAUAGGCAUUUUCAGAACGACUACAAUUUUAGCUAUGUAGCAUCGUUAUUACCGUCCACUUUGGGGAUGUUUACAGAUCAUUGGUGAUUUGUUUGUCUUAGUCUAUAAAGUAAUGCUUGUGACUGUUUUUUGUUUUCCAGAGUGAUUUUGCUAAAAGUUUACAUUUUAAUGCUAAGGGCACUUUAGUAAGUGCGACCAAAACAGCCUUUUAUUAUUAUUAAUAUGCAACCAGAUACCUGACCUCCUGUUUAAUGACAAAAAAAAAACAUUCUAUUUCAGGGACAUUUCUAUUUCUCUUUUUACAUGAAGAGUGAGUAGUUGUUUAGUUAUGAUUGAUUUCAAAUGUAACUUUCAGGUUUUAAUGUAUUUUUUUUCUUUAUCCUACUUGGUUUCUUAAAUAAUCAUUGAUUAUGUACCAAGCAUAGAUUUACUUGACAUUUGUCAGAAGAAAACACUUUGUCAGGAAAAGUCUAGAAUUUUGUUUACAAUACCCUGGCUUGUAUUUUUAUUAAUGCAUU